Molecule: messenger RNA, 157 nt
Organism: Pelobates cultripes (western spadefoot toad)
Lineage: Eukaryota; Metazoa; Chordata; Amphibia; Anura; Pelobatidae
Source: the annotation of a GenBank genome assembly
AUAUAGUCAGACACAUGGAUUUUUAAUUAAUGGAUGCUCACAUAAUGAUAAACUCAGCAGUCCUCCAUACACCAACAUGGAAUUCAACAGCACUCUACAAGACAAAGAUAAACUCAGCAGUCCUCAAUACACCAACAUGGAGUUCAGCAGCACUUGA